Sarcophilus harrisii (Tasmanian devil) is the source of this 1942-nucleotide messenger RNA. RefSeq names its product zinc finger protein 2-like. The record is from RefSeq and is a predicted model, not a curated record. Lineage: Eukaryota; Metazoa; Chordata; Mammalia; Dasyuromorphia; Dasyuridae.
AUGAAUGUGGAAAGACUUUCACAAAGCACUUCUCCCUUGAAGUACAUCAGAGAAUCCACACUGGAGAGAAGCCUUAUAAAUGUAAUGAAUGGAAAGGCUUUCACAAAGCACUUCUCCCUUGAAGUACAUCAGAGAAUCCACACUGGAGAGAAGCCUUAUAAAUGUAAUGAAUGUGGAAAGGCUUUCACAAAGCGCUCCUGCCUUGUAGUACACCAAAGAAGCCACACUGGAGAGAAGCCUUAUGAAUGUAAUCAAUGUGGAAAGGCUUUCACAAAGCGCUCCUCCCUUGAAGUACAUCAGAGAAUCCACACUGGAGAGAAGCCUUAUGAAUGUAAUGAAUGUGGAAAGGGUUUCAUGGAUCGAUCCUACCUUGUUGUCCAUCAGAGAAUCCAUACUGGAGAGAAACCUUUUGAAUGUAAUGAAUGUGGAAAGGCUUUCACAAAGCGCUCCUAUCUUGUAGUACAUCAGAGAAUCCAUACUGGAGAGAAGCCUUAUGAAUGUAACCAAUGUGGAAAGGCUUUUACAAAGCAAUUCUCCCUUGAAGUACAUCAGAGAAUCCACACUGGAGAGAAGCCUUAUGAAUGUAAUGAAUGUGGAAAGGCUUUCACAAAGCGCUCCUGCCUUGUAGUUCAUCAAAGAACCCACACUGGAGAGAAGCCUUAUGAAUGUAACCAAUGUGGAAAGGCUUUCACAAAACGCUCCUCCCUUCAAGUUCAUCAGAGAAUCCACACUGGAGAGAAGCCUUAUGAAUGUAAUGAAUGUGGAAAGGCUUUCAUAGAUCGCUCCUACCUUGCUGUCCAUCACAGAAUCCACAGUGGAGAGAAACCUUAUGAAUGUAAUGAAUGUGGAAAGGCUUUCAUAAGGCACUCCCAUCUUGAUGCACAUAAGAGAAUCCACACUGGAGAGAAGCCUUAUGAAUGUAAUCAAUGUGGAAAAGCUUUUAUAUAUCACUCCCAUCUUGCUGUCCAUCAGAGAAUCCACACUGGAGAGAAACCUUAUGAAUGUAAUAACUGUGGAAAGGCUUUCACACGACGUGAAAGUCUUGGUAAACAUGAGAAAAUCCACAUUGGACAGAAAUCUUCAGACAAUGCUCAAAUCUUGCUUAGCAACAGAGAGUGCACAUUAGAGAAAAACGUUUAAGUGUCUGGAUUGUUGUAAAGUUUUUUCAUAUAUAUUAGUCCGUGACUAGACAUGGGCGAUUCCAUACUAGAUGUAAAACCUCAUUCAUAUAAUCCAUGUGGAAAAACAUUCAAGCUCAUUUCAUCCCUGAAUUGCUUUCAGAAUAUUCCUAGAAGACUGAAAUCAUGGAUAAAGGCAUAAAAAUGGAAGACAGAGCUUAUUAGUCAGUAGGGAUUUUCUACUUUGGAAGAAGUUUCCUAUGGACUUGGCAUGGGAAGUUCUUUUGCCCAGGUUCAUUUCUAAUUUUGCAUCUGAGGAUACGGAGUGGAGGGAAGACUUACAAAUGUGCUGAAGAAAAACUUGCCCUUACCUGCAAGAUUAGGGUCACUAUAAAUCAUAAAUUCAUAGUGGAAAAAUAUUAUACAAAAUAUAUUUGCAGAAAGGCUUUCACUUGGAUCUCAUCCUUUGUGUAGAAAUCUUGUUCCAGAUGAAACGUGAAUAUAAUGAAUAAGGGAAGUCCUCUUUCUGUAGGACAGAUCUCAUGAGACAUUGCAAUUUUAUACUGUGUAUAAAGAUCAGAAAAAAGAUUUGAGUUUUUCUCUGAAAUCCCAAGAUUGGUAUCCAAAGAAGGGUCUGUAUAAUGGGGGAAAGCAAUUGUUUUAAUCCCCUUUAUCUAUCAAUAAUAAUUAAGAGAUUUUAAAAUCUGAUUUUAAAUUGUUUUUAUUACUUAAUUUUCCUCUUCAUUCUCUUGUUUAUUCCUAAAUUCUUUGGCUUUCCAUCUGUGUGAUAAGUUAUAUGUUAUAUGUUCUAAUUUUCUUUUAAA